GAGACCAUACGAUUUACCACCGACCUAUCAAUCUAUGUGCCUUUGGGGAGAAUAUACAAAACGUAACUACCAGUCAAAACAUUACGGAAAGGCACAGAACUUGACUAUUGCAUUGACAGCUGCAUAUGACAAAGCAUUUCAGAAAUAUGAUGUUAUUGUGAUGCCAACGUUGCCAUUUAAAGCACCUAAGUUCCCGGAUGCGGAUGUCAAAAUAUCAGUGUUGAUUGAGGAGACAAUUGGGUUUACGACUAAUACGUGUCCCUUUGAUGCAACAGGGCACCCGGCCAUCUCCAUUAACGCUGGGUUUUCCAAAGGUUUGCCGAUAGGUGUCAUGAUUGUCGGCCGCCAUUACGAUGACGUCAUGGUUCUCAGGGUGGCCAAGGCAUUGGAGAGGAAUUUAACAAAAACAUAACAUGAUGAUACCAGUGCAAGAGGCCUAAUUGUUAUACUCUAAAGUGUUUGUAAUAAUUGACCAGUGUGAUGACAGUGGCUUCAAAUAUAUUAAAGUAGAAAUGCCUUCCAUAGAACUAUCAGAGUAUAGAGUACAAAACUAUCAGAGUAUUGGUCAAAUUGUACAUUUUCACGAGAAGAGCAUCCUAAACGUUUUAUUUUUAUAAUUAAUUAAAAGCUUUAUGUGCAGUAUCAGGUCAGGUCAGUAAAUGUUAUAUGGUGAUAUAUUCUUUAUAUAACCUAUAGCUAGCAAAUUAACGUUUGUGCCAGUGUCGAUUUUGAUAAGAAUUCCGAUAUUCUCUAGCUUAGCUUGGCAGCAUUGUGCGUAUGGAUUUGAUUUAAAGAAUACUUUGUGGUAAAUUUUAAGGUUAUUGCUAAUCAUAAAUUUCGAAGAAAAAAAUAUUUUCCUGAAGUAC
Molecule: messenger RNA, 866 nt
Organism: Owenia fusiformis
Lineage: Eukaryota; Metazoa; Annelida; Polychaeta; Sabellida; Oweniidae
Source: the annotation of a GenBank genome assembly